Diutina rugosa is the source of this 633-nucleotide messenger RNA. RefSeq lists its product as uncharacterized. The record is from RefSeq and is a predicted model, not a curated record. The coding region runs from base 1 to 633 and encodes 210 amino acids. The transcript has a single exon. NCBI's taxonomy places the organism in Eukaryota, Fungi, Ascomycota, Pichiomycetes, Serinales, Debaryomycetaceae. Gene Ontology annotation, molecular function: RNA binding; DNA binding. Gene Ontology annotation, biological process: maturation of 5.8S rRNA; regulation of gene expression. Gene Ontology annotation, cellular component: nucleolus; exosome (RNase complex).
AUGGACGCCAGCGACAUCGUCAAGUACAUUGCCGGCCUCAAUCACAGCAUCGAUGAGCUUGAAGGGGCAGUGCAGCCGAUGGUGGCCAAGCUGCUCGAUGAGCUGUUGGCAGCCUACGGCCACCUGAAGGAGGAAGUGUUGGGCAAGAUCAACACCCUCAAUAACUAUACCUACACGUUGAUUUCGGUGGUGUUCAGUCAGUUGAAGGCUCAGGGAGUGGACACCGAUGCCCACCCAAUCAAGGCUGAGCUUCAGAGGAUCCAGGGCUACAUGAAACGGGCUAAACAAAUCGCUACUCAACAAGAGCUGGAAGAAGAAGCCGACAAGAAGCGCCAGCAACAGGCUAAGGAAUACAUCGAACAAGCUUUGGGUGUCAAGGGUGGCGAACUGGCGCCGCUGCUGUUAGCCCAACCGGCGAUCAGCACCGGUAAUUUCGACGAGAAAGAAUCAUCAUCUACUGAGUCUAAGGAGGCUCUGGAACUGACAACAGAGGCUAAGUCAGAGGAGAAGCCCCAGACUAAGGGUAAGCAGCAAAAUGCUAAGCUGAACAAUGCUAAGCUGAAACCGCAGAAAGGUAAACAGCAGAAUAAGGUGAAUAAGCCUAACCAUAAUAAGAAAGGCAAGAAGAAGUAG